Molecule: messenger RNA, 1417 nt
Organism: Annulohypoxylon truncatum
Lineage: Eukaryota; Fungi; Ascomycota; Sordariomycetes; Xylariales; Hypoxylaceae
Exons: 1
Coding region: 154-855 (233 amino acids)
Source: RefSeq, a predicted model, not a curated record
UAUAAAUACUUCACUGCAAAUACUUGUUCACCUCAAAUACUUCCAACUUUCCAAACUUCUAGCAGCUCGUUCAGUCCCUUGUCCACACACCGUGAGCCCAGCACUAAAAAUCUUGUCUACCUAGACUUUUUUUAUUUAUCACCGUGACGCAACAUGAAGAUCAAAUCUUUUCCCGCACAAAACGUCACUGAACCCGAAAACAACAUCCCCACAACCACAACUUCAACGAUCCCAGGCCGCGACAUCAUGGCUUCCGACGCCGACAAGCUCAAUCAGUCGUUGCAGUGCAUCUCAAGCAGCAUUAACGAAUUCGCGGCCAAGACAGAGUCGAAGUUCGCCCGUGUUCACGAUGAGAUGAAGAGCACGGACAAGCGCAUCGACGCGGAUCUGACCCAGAUUCGUAUCGUAGUGCGAGCCGAGGUCGACGACCUCAACCGCGAGGUUGCUAAGAUGCAGAAGGACGUCAACAAGCUCCAGCCUCACUUCGAUGUCGUGUACAGCGAGCUGCAGCGCCUGCGCCAGGACAUGUCGCAGCUCACCCAAGUGCCACAACCCCGUCUGCCCGAUCCGCCCAAGCUCCUCGACUCCGACAGCCACCUCUGCCCCUGGCUCCGACAGAUGGUGGCGAAACUGCGCAUCGACGGCGACGCUAUCGGAUCUCCUGAGGCGCGCUUCUACUACGUGUACAACUUCUUGAGCAUCGGCAUGCAGGCGGCGGUCCUUUACGUCUGCUCGGAAGCCGACAUGCUAGGCGAGUGGGAUGUCAAAGCCCUCCUUGCCGCCAUCAUUGAGAUCUCCCUACCACUUAACCGUGUCCAACGAGAUUACGCGCAGACUAUGCUUCAUCUCCUCUAAUUGCGUCCGACGAAUGACGCGAGUACUGCUUCCUGUAUCGAAUCGCACAAUUUUUUAAAACGAUGCAAUCAAGUGUUACCUGGUGUUGUAAUGAUACCUAUUUGACAGAAAUUCCCGCCGUUUGAAGGUUUUUAUCGAUACUUUUCAAUCCUCUCGCUGUCGACCCAACACACACUCGUCUCAAUUGUGCUUUUGUCUACUUAUCGCCGACUGUUAUCGACUCUGUAAGUACGAUCACAAGAUACUUUUCACUUUGCAUGUGCUAACCUACAAAGAAGCAGCCGCCGGUACUCGACACAAAUUUUUUUUUUUGCCUCGGUUAUUUUCUCGGUCUACCUCUGAGAUGACGAACGGCGUACGGUAUACGGUCUAAUAAACGUUUCAUUUCCUCGGUUUUUGACGUUUUCUAUCCGGCCACCAUUGCAUCCGAGAUGCUCAUCUCACGAUGAGUCGGCUCAAUUAGGAAUCACGCGUUGUUAUGCAAGGGAGGAGUUGUUAUGGACGGAUACUGCUGUGGGCUUCAUAGGAACCCGAUGACAAUACAAAGGACAUUGUCAUAUGA